UCUUCUUUCCAGCUGCCAAUCGAUCGAGUUAGAAUUGUCUGCAAUGGCCACCCUGCAGAAAUCUGCGAGCUUUUCCCUUAUGGGGACUCUGGCUGCCAGCUGCCUUCUUCUCAUUGCCCUGUCGGUGCAGGGAGGAGCAGCUGUGCCCAUCAGGUCUCACUGCACGCUUGACAAGUCCAACUUCCAGCAGCCCUAUAUCACCAACCGCACCUUCAUGCUGGCCAAGGAGGCUAGUUUGGUAGAUAACAACACAGACGUUCGUCUCAUUGGAGAGAAAUUGUUCCGUGGAGUCAAGAUGAGUGAGCGCUGCUAUCUGAUGAAGCAGGUGCUGAACUUUACAGUUGAAGAAGUGCUCCUCCCCCAGUCUGAUAGGUUCCAGCCCUACAUGCAAGAGGUGGUGCCCUUCCUGGCCAGGCUCAGCAACAAGCUUAGCCAAUGCCAUAUUGAGAGUGAUAACCAGCAUAUCCACAGGAAUGUGCAAAAGCUGAAGGACACAGUGAAAGAGCUUGGAGAAAGUGGAGAGAUCAAAGCAAUUGGAGAACUGGAUUUGCUGUUUAUGACCCUGAGAAAUGCCUGCAUUUAAUCACAGCAAACCUGGAAAAUGGAUAAUAACCCUUCCUGUAGGAAAUAACAAGACCCUCAGAGGUUUU
This is a messenger RNA of Miniopterus natalensis, 650 nucleotides long. RefSeq names its product interleukin 22 (gene IL22). Gene Ontology annotation, cellular component: extracellular region. The record is from RefSeq and is a predicted model, not a curated record. Lineage: Eukaryota; Metazoa; Chordata; Mammalia; Chiroptera; Miniopteridae.